UCUCAACCAAUGAAGUUCGGGUUCCCACUUGAACAUGCAAGGAAAACGUCCAAAACAAAAUGUCAGACGUGACAGAGCUCAGGUGCUGGCCGUCGGGUCCAUUCGCGAUUAGCUGGUCUCCAGAUGGAAUCAUUGCGUUAUCAUCUGACGAGGCCAUCGAACUUCUGUUCCCGGUUAUUGAAGCCCCUGGUGAGCUGGAGCCGGACCUUAUACAGUGGCGUCAUAUCCCUAUUCAGGUAUCCUGGUUCACCAAAGAUGAGCUCCCAGUCAAAGACCCAGCACCACUUCAAACAUUCUCCAUCGGCGAGGAGAUAUCACAAAGUCUUCCACUUAGGAUUUCGUGGUCCCCACCUGGGCUUGCAAAGCACAGAAGAUGCGCGCUGGCUGUGCUUACCUCCAAUCUCAUCCUGUCUAUCUGGGCUUCGCAUUCGAAACCUCAAGAACUUGCUGGAUGGGAUCGGCAAUUAAUCAUUAACGAUGCUUUGGAGAAAUACUUUCUGGACCUUCCACAAGAAGGAAGAGGCCUGAUCAUGUCCGAAAUUGAGGAAAAGGCACGAUUGCGAAAACGAAUACGCGCCUACUCUUGGGCGCCAUGCAUGGACAGCGCGAGCUCAACAGGCCAAGUUGGUACCCAGCUUUCCUGGGGACAUUACAUGAUUGCUGUCUCCAAUGAUGAUAAUGAUAUUAUCCUUGUUUCCAUUCGCUCACCUACAUCAACCUUUGGACAAAAGGAGGAGUGGAAGGCUGAGGUCUUCGGCCACUUUCCCCUCCUGUGUAGCCCUCAGAGCAUCAUCCCUGAUCCAGGGAUCUUUGACGAAUAUCUCCUCGAGCAGCGGCACAUUUGCCAUCUAUCAUGGAGCCCCUGGGUUGCGCACGAAGAUGGACUACACUCCGUUCUUGCAUACGCUACAAAUACUGAUGUUCGCGCAAGAGUCAUAUCCUAUACCCAAAACGGGACCAGCGUAGGCCAAGACGUCGUAUAUCCUGAAAUCGAACUACGAUACUCAGGCCCACUAGAAUUCUCGCCCAAGAUUGGAGCGGGCGAUACAUUAAUGCUCUCUGUCUUCACUGCUUCAGAACUUAUCUGUUUAACUAUUUCUGCAGAGGACGGAUCGAUUCUAAGUCGCGCAACUCAUGACCUGGACGGUCGAUGGGACUCGAUUUCAGGUGUCACAUUCGAUGUCCGGCCGCCCAACUCAAGCAUAGUCCACUUCUCUUCCAUCAUAGGCACAACCCGUUAUCCCACCGCUGCUGUAGAGGUCUCCCCUGCGGGACUCUCCGCCACAUCGGAACCAUAUUGGCGUACUCAAAUCCACGAAAACCAGGUGUAUUUCAGCGCCAACCAUGAUCUCGGGGGGAACGCGAACGCGAAGACAUGGGGUCUUUCGUCAUCACCGCUUGGAGACUUCGUCGCCUGCUGCUUUACUCUGCAUCCGACCGAUAUGAUUGAGUAUAUCACUCCUUCCGAACGACGUUCUACAAUCGCAGUCAGUAACAUGAGCGGCAACGGUAGCGAACUUAGCUUUCCAGCCCGGAAUAUUAGUGCAGAGGCGGUGCUCUUUACUAUCAAGAAAUGGUGGGAGAACAACGUUGAAAACGAGGAAGAAGUCGAGGAGGCAAAAACAGCUAUACUCGAAAAGUUACUUCAAAUGCACUCCCCAAGACGAACUACUCUCCAAAACUCAACCAGCAAAGCCGUAAUACCAGUUCCAGGUCUAACAGCCACAGAAGCAGCCCUCCUCACUCAAUUCAAACAACGAGCCUUCCUCAACACAAACACCAUAAAAGACCGCUACCAAAUCCUCAUCUCCACUGCCUAUCCCUCCUCCUCAUCCACCUCCACCAUGACCACCUCCACCAUGACCACCUCCACCAUGCCCACCUCCAUCUCUAUCGCGAAAACAAUGAUAGCCCACCGCCUCGCCAAAGAACUCCAACGCCUUCCCCCAGCAAUCUCCCAAACCAGCGACUUCAGCACACAGAUACUCACCAGCAGCCAACAUGUCAUCCAACUCGUUCUCACUCUCAGCAGCGUCGACACCGCCUUCCCACCUUCAACCUCCACCCCACCAAUUGAAAGAUGCGACUUUUGCGACGCCGAUCUCCGGAUGGAAGAUCUCGAAUCCGCGCAAUGUGCGAAUGGCCAUCAGUUCGUGAGAUGCGGGCUCACAUUCCUGGCGAUCCAGGCACCAGGGAUUUCGAAAUAUUGUGGGAUUUGCAGUCAGCCGUAUUUCAGUGAUGAGUUUGUGUGGGAGCAGGAAAUUGCGAGUGCGGCGUCGACGCCAGUGUCAGGCCGUGUACGGCUGGAGAUGAAUGAUAUGGAAGUUGAGAUGGAGAUGGAGCAAGGCGCAGAGACGCUCGCGGAGAUACGUGAAGGAGAUCUACGAGGGAAUGGAGGGGCAAAUAAACAAAAGGGGAGUAUUCUACCGUCUAUGACUCUGGCAAGGCUAUUGUUCUGGGCGUGUGAUGCGUGCAUAUACUGUGGGGGCAAGUUCGUUGGAUGA
Messenger RNA from Lindgomyces ingoldianus, 2504 nucleotides. RefSeq lists its product as uncharacterized. Lineage: Eukaryota; Fungi; Ascomycota; Dothideomycetes; Pleosporales; Lindgomycetaceae. The coding region runs from base 60 to 2504 and encodes 814 amino acids. Gene Ontology annotation, molecular function: histone acetyltransferase activity. Gene Ontology annotation, biological process: transcription initiation at RNA polymerase III promoter. Gene Ontology annotation, cellular component: transcription factor TFIIIC complex. The record is from RefSeq and is a predicted model, not a curated record. The transcript has 3 exons.